CACCGCGCGGUUGGUAUGAGAAAUCGGGCCGCGGUGGCGCCCCCUGCCGGCCGGCGCGCGCGUUUGAACUUUAGCGCUGCGCUUCUCCAUGACUCCAUGACUCAGCCUCCGCGCCGCGCUCCUCCCGCGGCCGUCGCGUCAUCGCCUAGACGGAGACGAACGGACGCGGUCUCGCUGUCGGACAGCCGGACUUUCUGGCCCAAAGAAGCCCGUUGGCACCGCGCAGAUCGAGAAAGGACAAAGAUGCGAGGCUGCACCGGGAAUCUUCCUCUCCUAGACGCCUCCGUCUCGGCCGUCUCGGCCCUUUUCCACUUCACUCGGGUGUUUUCCUCCAGCAUGACUCCGCACCGCUUUUGAUGGAUGUUCCUGGAGCGCGAUGCGAAAUGACGAAUCCGGAGCGUUUGUACGUUGGGCCCCCCUGGCGGUGUUGUUGUUUGUGACCGCGUAAGUACCAUUGGGCUCGCGCUCGACACGCCGUGCACCGUGGUGCGGAGUGAUUCCACACAGCACCUCGUUACUCUGUCUCUCUCGCACGAGACGCCCAGCGAGAAGGAGGAGGGCAGUGCGACGGAAAGACACGACUCUACGGAAUGAGUCGGCCUGAAGUGGAGGGCCCACUGGAAAUGGUAAUGGCAGGGUAGGCAACCCGCUGGACGAUGCCGUCGUUCAGGGCGGUUGUCUAUGGACUUGAACUUGGGAGGCUGUGGGACCAGUCGUAGAACGACAUAAACUCAGGGCGAGUACGAAAGAAGCCACCGCGAUCGGCAGUCUGUAGCGCCUGGCAGGUAGGCCAGCGGACAGGCCCGCAACGCACCCCUGUGGAGACGGCGGCCUACCUUGCCCCUGCGGAAUCAGGGAUUUUUCCCCGCGAUGCUACUUAGGCUCCAGCUCCAGGGAGCGUUCACCUCCUUCGGCAUGCCCCCGGAGGCCUCCAAGACGUUGCACCUGGCCAAAAUUUUCCUCCAAGCCGUUUCAUUUAUUCCUUUCCAUUCGGCGCGGCGCCGCUCGUCCUGUCUUUGUUGUCGGCCUCCUUUCAGCCUUGUUUACCGCAUCCCUUCGCUAUCUCGCUCUCUGUCGCUCUGCCGGCCUCGCCGGACAUCGGUCAGUAUAAAUGAUGGCACCGCCCCUGCAGCGUCAACACUCGACUGCAGCUCGUCCGCCGGCCAUGUCGUCUUCCGUGCGCACCGCCCUGGUCCUGGCCGCCGCCGUGCUGGCCCUGACCGUGCUGACGUCCUGCCAGGCCUACUACUACGACGACUACGACUACUACGGCCCGUACUACCACCGUCGCUACUACCACCGCCACCACUACGGCAGCGUCGGUGUGGGCGCAGGCUUCGGCGUCGGCGUCGGUGUGGGCGUCGGAGUCGGCGCUGGCUUCGGGGGUGGUUACGGAGGUGGGUACGGCGGCUACGGCGGCUACUACCGCCGACGCUGAGGGCGACGACGAGGCCUAUCUCUCUGUCUCCCUCGCACCCCGCUUGCCGGCCCCGGCCGCUGAUUGGGCGUGUUAGCUCCAAUCGGAUCCAGCUCACUGGGGCUCGCUGGCUCGCCUAUACGCGUCGAUGCACUCGACCGGGUCGAGCAGCGAGCGGCGCUUCAAACUCCAGUGGACACUGUGCGAACGACUGUCCCAAAAGCAGCUGGAUGAAAACAAAUUUUGUGAAACUGUGAUAGGCUUGCCAAUAAAUUAUGUGAUUAUAUAUGUCUUCUGCUGA
Messenger RNA from Thrips palmi, 1718 nucleotides. RefSeq names its product glycine-rich protein 3-like. The transcript has 2 exons. The record is from RefSeq and is a predicted model, not a curated record. The coding region runs from base 1112 to 1438 and encodes 108 amino acids. Lineage: Eukaryota; Metazoa; Arthropoda; Insecta; Thysanoptera; Thripidae.